This is a messenger RNA of Priapulus caudatus, 1155 nucleotides long. RefSeq lists its product as uncharacterized. The transcript has 3 exons. Bases 1 to 1155 code for a protein of 384 amino acids. Lineage: Eukaryota; Metazoa; Priapulida; Priapulimorpha; Priapulimorphida; Priapulidae. The record is from RefSeq and is a predicted model, not a curated record.
AUGUCUUUCUUGCAGAAGACUCCAGGAGGCAAGACCGGCUGGUUUCUCAAAAGCUGCCUUGAGUUCAGCACUGGUUCCAACGAAGUUACUGGGUCACUGCUUAAGUCUACAGGUGCUGAAGCAAAUGUGUUGCACGAGAAACACUAUGCGAAAGCAUGUAAGACACAAACUGUGCUAUCUGCGUAUGGAGUGUUGAAACUUCAGCAACUGGGAUGCAUCUCUACCAAAAUACGUGACACAUACGUUGAGCUGUAUGUAGUGGAAACUGACUCUGAACCAAUACUAGGUCUCAAAUCGUGUCACGACUUGAAGCUCAUUGCGAGGCUAGAAAGUGUCAUGGAGGAGAAACCCCUCACAAGAAAUGACGCCAUGAAAGAAUAUAAGCAUGUGUUUAAAGGGCUCGAGAAAUUUGAAGGAACAUAUAAGACUGAGCUAGACCCAAGCAUCAAACCAGUAGUUCACCCGCCCAGGAAGGUCCCCUUCAGCCUUCAACGGAAGCUGAAGGAAACCCUAGACAGAAUGGAGGCAGAAGGUAGCAUAACCCCAGCGGAAGAGCCCACAGACUGGGUAAACAGUCUCGUGAUAGUGGAGAAAAGGAACGAUUCUCUACAACUCUGCCUAGAUCCGUGUGACUUGAACACAGCCAUAAGGCGAGAACAUUACAAAAUAUCGGCGCCGGAAUACGUUGCUGCACAAUUGCAUGGCAAGAAAUUCUUCACGACCCUGAAUGAGAAAGAUGGCUACUGGCAGGUGCAACUCGACCAUGAAUCCUCACUCCUAUGCACGUUCAAUACGCCGUAUGCCCGAUACCGGUUCCUGAAAAUGCCUCUCGGUAUCUGUUCAGCAAGUGAAGUAUUCCAGAAGAGAAGCAAACAAGUGUUCGGUGACGUAAAAGGUGUAUGCAUAAUUGCCGACGACAUGAUUAUCGCCGCCGAAACCCCAGAGGAGCAUGACAGGAUCGUGAGGAGAGUGCUGGAAAAGGCAAGAGAGCAGAAUGUGAAAUUUAACCCCACCAAAAUGCAAUUCAAGGUGGAUACAGUCGAGUACAUGGGAAAUGUGAUCACUCCGGAAGGACUCAAGCCAGAUGAGCGGAAAGUGCGAGCCAUAUCAGACAUGCUGACUCCGACUGACAAGCCAGCUCUCCAAAGACUCUAA